This is a messenger RNA of Dipodomys spectabilis (banner-tailed kangaroo rat), 819 nucleotides long. RefSeq names its product tetratricopeptide repeat domain 32 (gene Ttc32). The transcript has 3 exons. The record is from RefSeq and is a predicted model, not a curated record. Gene Ontology annotation, molecular function: identical protein binding. Bases 89 to 550 code for a protein of 153 amino acids. Lineage: Eukaryota; Metazoa; Chordata; Mammalia; Rodentia; Heteromyidae.
CGGAGUGCGGAAGUGGGCCUGUGGCGCCUCCCUCACUCGCCCCAAAGCCAAUUCCCCUCCCAUACUGCGAGUCCGGCGCUCGACCGCGAUGGCUGGCCGGCCGCAGCAUGAAGCCCAAACUGCCCUCGCCCUAGCCCAGGCCCACUUCGACAAGGGCGAGUUCGCCGAGGCCGAAGCGCUGUACUCGGCCUACAUCCUCCAGUGCGCGCGCGCGGCCCCGGCGGCCGGCGAGUGUGGCGGGAGCAAAUGCAGCCCUGAGGAUUUGGCUACUGCGUAUAACAACAGGGGGCAAAUCAAGUACUUCAGGGUUGAUUUUUAUGAAGCCAUGGAUGACUACACAGCUGCCAUAGGAGUCCAACCCAAUUUUGAAGUUCCGUAUUACAACAGAGGGUUGAUACUCUAUCGGCUGGGAUAUUUCGAUGAUGCUUUGGAAGAUUUUAAGAAGGUAUUAGACUUAAAUCCUGGAUUUCAAGAUGCUGCUUUGAGCUUAAAACAGACUAUCUUAGAUAAAGAAGACAAACAAAGAAGAAAUAUGGAACAUAAUUAUUAAAAAUUUUAACUUAAUUGAGAUGUUAACUCAUGGUCCAAUAUAUACAGAUGAUUGGCUCAAAUUUAAAGUAAGUAUUGAGCUAUUUUGAUUUAUAUUUAAGAUAAAAGAAUCCACAAACUAGAAUUAAGGUUAAAUAAUAUAUUUAAGGUUGCUAAUUUCAGGUUGAGAAAUUAUGUCAGAUAGGUCUGCUUUUUAUAAAGUAUAAAUAAAUCAUUAAUGUAUAAAUAUUUGCGGGGGGAGGAUGGGAAGGGGAAACAAAGGAGGAGGCU